This is a messenger RNA of Linum tenue, 467 nucleotides long. The record is from the annotation of a GenBank genome assembly. NCBI's taxonomy places the organism in Eukaryota, Viridiplantae, Streptophyta, Magnoliopsida, Malpighiales, Linaceae.
UUUCAAUUCUGUACAUUUCCCUCACAAAAUUCCUUCUUCAGUCUUCCAUUUCUAUCCCUCGCUGUCCGAAACUCAAACCUGCCCAGUUUCAGUUUUCUUGAUCGGUUGGAGUUUUGGGUCUGGUUCUUGCACAGUGAAGCUGGUGGCAGCGUGGGGAAGGAGGAAAGUAGUAAAGCGAAUGGAGGGUGUUUGAGCACAGCACUAACAGAGGAGGGGUUGAAUGAAGCGCAGAGGAGAGGACCGAAAGUAGCAACAGAAUCUGAAAUGGAAUUCCCUUUGAGAGGUUGCUGGUAGUUCAGACCAGGGGAGUUAUCUGUCAUCUACUGUGGGAUUUUUUUUCUUGUUCUUGUCAUGGAGAUUGACAUUAGUGAGAAGGAUAAGCUUGAGCAGGAGAAAGGGAAUGACGAUAACUCUAUGACCUAUCAAUCACCUGGUAGUUUAACUUCAGACUGGCAUUUUACUGGUGC